AUGGACAAGAAGCCAGCUCCUCCUGUUGGGUCCGGGGCCCUUGUCAAGCCCACAUCUGGUGAGCAUCCUUCUGGGCAGGUGGAGCACACCAAGCCCACAUCUGCAGAGCAUCCUUCUGGACAGGUGGUCCACGUCAAGCCCACAUCUGGAGAGCAUCCUUCUGGGCAGGUGAAUCACGUCAAGCCCACAUCUGAAGAGCAUCCUUCUGGGCAGGUGGUCCACGUCAAGCCCACAUCUGGAGAUCAUCCUUCUGGGCAGGUGGUCCACGUCAAGCCCACAUCUGGAGAGCAUCCUUCUGGGCAGGUGAAUCACACCAAGCCCACACCAGGAGAGCAUCCUUCUGGGCAUGUGGACCAAGCCAAGCCCACAUCUGGAGAGCAUCCUUCUGGGCAGGUGGACCAUGCCAAGCCCACAUCUGGUGACAAACCAGCAUCCCAUGAAAAGCCAGGGUCUGGCACGAAACCUGCACCUGAGAGUAAGCCCAAGCCUGAGGACAAACCGGAGAAGGUUGAUGACAAUGAUGACAAUGAUGACAAUGAUGACGAAGACGACAUUUUUGACGAAGAAGGGAAUGAGGGUGGCAAUUCUGAUGCCGGCGAUGCGGACAAUGGUGGAGAUGGAGAUGCUUUUGACAAGGAACUGGAUUACGGGUUAGACAAGCCCGCCGACAACGCGUACGCCUACCAUGACAUGUGGAGCGACGAGGAUGCUGAGGACAUUGGCUUGGAGGAGGAGGCGAGUUGGCCUCAUGAGUUUGGGUGGGACUUCAAUAAUGGGAAGCCUGCCUUUGACGCCUGGGGAGACAAGCCCAUGAAACCAAUUGGAAAACAGAAAGAAACAGCUCCUCGCAGGGCUUGAUUUA
Messenger RNA from Lacerta agilis (Sand lizard), 862 nucleotides. Its product is annotated as sperm acrosomal protein FSA-ACR.1-like. The coding region runs from base 1 to 858 and encodes 285 amino acids. The record is from RefSeq and is a predicted model, not a curated record. NCBI's taxonomy places the organism in Eukaryota, Metazoa, Chordata, Lepidosauria, Squamata, Lacertidae. The transcript has 2 exons.